UUUACUCGACAAAAUGUUGGCAAUCUUUGCAGCUGGAUUUGUGGUUGUUUGCUUCGGCUCAAUUUCUCACUGUGCCCUGACAGAUUUACCACUGCAAGGAAAGCCGUCGAGUCAAUCAUCGACAGCAAAGUCAUCCAGGGGACCACUUUUAUCGGCGUCUUUAGCUCUUGAUGGAAAACCCUCCUUAACAAGGUUCUUCGACCACUCGUGCACACAUACAGAUACGGAACGUGAUCCUUGGUGGAAGGUGGACUUACAAUCGACACACUGUCUGGGAGAAAUCACCCUGAUCAAUAGAGGCGACUGCUGUGGUGAGCGCCUAGACGAUGCUGCCGUACGGGCGGGUACAAAUGACGACAUUUACCAGAACGGCAUCUGUGGCUCUCGAGUAACAUCUGCCCAAGCAUCGAUCCUUGGGGGACUCACCAUGAUUACUUGUGACCCACCCGUUGUAGCCCAGUACGUGAGUGUGGACCUUGUUGGUGGUUCGGAAAUACUGUCUCUUUGCGAAGUGACGGUGAAAGAGUACCCGAUGAAAGAAUGCCUGCCAAAAACAACCACGUUAGCUCCAUCAGUAGCACCAGUCACUCCGAUAGGCCCGACUUUUAUGAGAAACUGCAUGUCGACUUUGGUCUACACAGAAACCUGCAUGGACAAUCAACCACUGGCUUCAACCCACGCUGCGUCACCGAUGUCGUGUUUCAUGGAGUGCAGAUGUCACGACAACUGCACAUCAUUUGACUACGUCAUCACUUCUGGACGUUGCCGAUUUUUCAAUGCAGAGGAUUGGAAACUUGUCCAGCAGUCGGAUUGUUUGAUGUAUAAGGUGGCCUGUGGUUUACCUAAACAAAAGUGCACGUAGUUGCCAUAUUAAGAUGUGAGUGUGAUUCGUACAGUUUCAUAUCUUAUGUACCUUCUUAUAAAUGGAAGGUGUAUACCAUUGUGAACUUUGUUUACAAUAAGUGUGACCUUGUACAUUCUUUAGCUAGUCUGGCAGGCAAGAUAUUGCACUGGUCAUAUGGGAAAAGAGACAUUUUGUCUCAUAAUUCCCACAUAAAACUAAGAGUUAUGAAAGACAAAGCUGGACAAGUUUUGAGAUGUGCCCACUUUCAUCAUAUCAAAAGUUGAU
Molecule: messenger RNA, 1129 nt
Organism: Asterias rubens (European starfish)
Lineage: Eukaryota; Metazoa; Echinodermata; Asteroidea; Forcipulatida; Asteriidae
Product: fucolectin-like
Exons: 5
Coding region: 14-862 (282 amino acids)
Source: RefSeq, a predicted model, not a curated record